UAUCGCAAUAAUUCGCUGUAUCUAACAACAAGGCACUUUAUUUAGCGCAAUGAUUUGUUAAAUUUAACACUAAGAAGACUUAAUUAUCGCAAUAUUUGCUAUAUAUAUACCACAAGUCGCCUUAUUUAUGGCAAUAUUUCGUUAUAUCUAACAACAAGACGUCUUUGUUAUUGCGAUGAUUUUAUUCUGUAAAACAGUACCACUUAAUUAACGCGAUUUACGAUUUUUUUCGCUUUAAAUUUCGGAAGUUAAAGCUAAGUCAUCAUAAUUAUGGCGAUAGCACAUUUCAAUUUACAUAUGUAGCGUGAGCAGCCAUUAAACGGCCAUUUUCGUUAUGAUCAACACCCGAUCAACCAGACCAUUUUCUCCCGUAUGAAUUCUUUUGACUAGAGAAGGCUACAUUCAAAGGAAGCUACCCCUCAUUCUGAACAAUGCUUUUGAUGGUACUUGCUCUUCUCCUGUUCUGCAAGGCCAGUGCUAUUCCAUAUCCAGACAUAGAUGCAUCAUUAGACGAACUAGUUGUAUACUAUACAAGUUUUUCGUUUACAACAAAAGAAGUACUCGGGUUUUUACUAAACAUACAUCAUAUAAUGCUGAGCGAAAGAUCAUUUUAUAGAAUUAAAAAACGUUUGAGAUUGCAAAAAAGAGGAGUUGAAAGUGCUAUUGCUGAUAUUGUUACAAAAAUUUUACAGUUAAGAAAUGCAGGAUAUACCAAUAUAGGUUAUCGAUCUUUAUGGAAUGUACUUCGCUGCCUAGGCGUAAGAGCUUCUCAACACACGAUUAGGAUAGUUUUGAAAGCUAUUGACGGAGUCGGCGUUUUAAGGAUACAAAGACAUAGGCUUACAAGAAGACGAUACACAAGUAACGGACCGAGCUUUUGCAUCCACGUCGAUGGAUAUGAUAAGUUAAAGCCGUUUGGAAUAUCUGUCCAUGGUGGAAUCGACGGUUUUUCAAGAAAGAUACUUUGGCUGAAGGCUACAAGUUCAAAUAAAAAUCCCCGUAUAGUUGCAGGACAUUUUCUUGAGUAUUUGAAGACAAGCAAGAGGGUUCCAAGGGUAGUACGCAUGGAUGCAGGAACUGAAAAUGUUAUAGUUGAACGUAUUCAAAUAGCUUUGAGAUCAUUUCAUACUGAUAGCAUGGCAGGACAUAGAAGUGUUUCAAUAGGAAGAUCAACGGCCAACCAAAAGAUCGAAAUGCUAUGGAGUUUUCUGAUGCGAAAUUUCACAACAUUUUGGAGGAAUUUGUUUAAAGAUAUGGUAGAUGAAGGUAUACUAAACAAUGCCGACCCUGUGCAUCUUGAAUGCAUACGGUUUUGUUUCCUACCACUUAUUCAGAGACAUUUAGACAUGUUUCUACAAUCAUGGAAUUCACACAGAAUAAGAUCUCAAAGAAAUGUUGAAUGUCCACAUGGUAUACCUGACGUUAUGUACUACCAACCUUUUAUUUACGAUAAAUAUGACUGCUCUUAUGAAUUGCCGUGCGACAUAGUUGUAUUGAAUUACUUAACUGAUAUAUACACGGAUGCUGUUCUACCUAGAGGCACUAAAGAAGAAUUUAGACAAUUAAUAAAUACUCUCACGUUUUUAGAUAUCGAAGAAUUCGAUGUCAUUGAAACUCCAACACAGGCCAAAGAACUGUUCAACUUAUUAUCAGGCGUAAUAUCACAACAUUUGUUAAAUCGAUAGACAUUUACAGAUUUAACGUUUAUUCAUCAUGAUAAUUAUCGGUUAUUUCACCAUGUUGUCGAAUAUAUGGACCCGAAUAUAUACGCGCAUAAGAUAUUUGAUAUGUUGAUGCAAAG
Messenger RNA from Mytilus trossulus (common blue mussel), 1801 nucleotides. RefSeq lists its product as uncharacterized. The transcript has 2 exons. The coding region runs from base 432 to 1685 and encodes 417 amino acids. The record is from RefSeq and is a predicted model, not a curated record. Lineage: Eukaryota; Metazoa; Mollusca; Bivalvia; Mytilida; Mytilidae.